CACAUACUUCGUUCUAAAUCAGCUCAACAGAUGUUAUCAAGUGUCAUAAGUAGAAAAUAAUCAAAAUUCAGUUUGACUUCUGUACAAUGUGGGGACUUUUCUUGUUCGUUUUACUGAUAUUACGAAGUGAAGUUUGCUCUAAUGACCAUCCCACUGGUCAUGGAAAGCCUAUAGGUAGCCAUCGCCCUCCUAUAAAGUCAGUAGAAGAGAGAGAAACGUUUCCUUCUCCGAAAGAAAUGUUUGAAAAUUACGUAAAAGCUAGUAAACCUGUUAUUUUCCGAGGCAUCCUAGAGAAAGGAAUGCUACCUGCGUACAAACGCUGGACAGACUCCUACUUAAGAGAACAUUUUGGAACAGAAAAUGUCGAUGUAGAACGCGGUAAAAAGGAGGAUAGAGGAGGAAACAUGCUAAGCAUUACUAUGUCUGACUUCUUAGAUCGAUACCAAAAGGAAGACAUUUAUAUGGUUAAUGACGCCUCCGAGGAAAUGGCCAAGGAAAUAAACAUGCCCUCCAUGUUCCUGUGUGGGGGCUUCCAGAAAGUUGUACAGAAUGUGAUCAUGUGGUUCAGUAGCGGAGGAACAAAGUCAGUAUUACACAACGACGGAUUGGACAACGUUAACUGUCUCAUUGACGGCGAGAAAUACUUCGUCAUGAUCGACAAGAAACACAAGGCGGAGGUGGAGGGCGAUGGUUGGACUGAAAAUGGCGCUUACAGUAAAGUGGAUGUGGAAAAAGUGGAUCUUUAUCGAUUUCCUAAACUGCGUGAUUUACCGUGGUAUGAAAUCAAAAUGCAAAAAGGAGACUGUCUUUUCAUCCCAUACAAAUGGUACCAUCAUGUAGACUCCAAAAAGGGUAGAAACUUUGCUAUAAACAUUUGGCUACAUCACCUCACUAAAUUCAACGACAGUGAUUGUAACAUAACCAACCCUGACGAAAAGAGCUUUGUUUCCGUGUCUGCAUUCAGGAAGGACGCGAGCGUCACAGAUUUUAGGGACUUUUUGAUGGCUGAAGUAGAAGAGUUAGAAUCUAUGGAUUGGCAGAAGUUUAAAAACUUAAUGAAUUCGGCACAAAUAAAAAAAGAGGAAAUUGAAAAGCUAUUUAGACUUCUUGAUGCUGAUGAAGAUGGAAAGAUAACAGAAUACGAAGUGGAAAUGGCGGAUAUGGAAAAGGCUUUGUUAGAGAUUCCCACAAUACGUAAACUCCUGGAUGGAGAGAGUGGAUACAGGGAAGAAGGAGAAGACUCUGAGGAGCCAGAGGAACAUCGUCGCUUCAGGGAGGAAACUGUGUCCCCGACUGACGACUCUAAUGUAGACGAAGAAAUCAAAAAACGACUUGGGGAUUUUAGUAGCUCGCCUAAACAAAUAUUGGAGAAAAAAGAGGAGCUUUGAUGUCAUAAUCACAAUUUAUUAUUUACAUUUUCAAAUCUGCCAUCUGAAAUUCUAAUUUUUCGCAAUACUUUGUUUUUUCUAGAAAAAUGAUUUUUUUAACAGCUGUUUAGCCUUAUAAAUGAAAUUCUGACAGAAAGCAGCGCUAUUGUUAUCAAAGCUUUGUGGUGAAUUGUAAAUCUUGUAACCUACAUAUGUUGGUUACAUUAAUUGUAAAAUGAGUAUAGUUUUGUGUUUUGACUCUUUUUUUCUUAUCCAUUCCAAGUUUUCAGCCUUUUUCUGUUCUCAAUGUUUAGAUAGCUUAACUUAAUAAAAUAUUUUAAUAUGAUUAUAUACAUGUACCUCUUGAUAAAUGAAACUUUGUAAUUUGUCUCAAAAUAAGAGUUCACGAAUUCGUCGAUUUUAAUUUAAACUAUAUAUGUAGGCUUGAUCUGAACUUGACAAAUAUUAGCCUUGAAGUUCUUAUUCUUCUGAAUGUCAAUAUAUUUGUCAUUAAAAUUUGUGUAUUGUA
Saccostrea echinata is the source of this 1896-nucleotide messenger RNA. Its product is annotated as bifunctional peptidase and arginyl-hydroxylase JMJD5-like. Lineage: Eukaryota; Metazoa; Mollusca; Bivalvia; Ostreida; Ostreidae. The record is from RefSeq and is a predicted model, not a curated record. Gene Ontology annotation, molecular function: 2-oxoglutarate-dependent dioxygenase activity; calcium ion binding. The coding region runs from base 87 to 1388 and encodes 433 amino acids. The transcript is spliced from 7 exons.